Messenger RNA from Pseudogymnoascus destructans, 2095 nucleotides. RefSeq lists its product as uncharacterized. NCBI's taxonomy places the organism in Eukaryota, Fungi, Ascomycota, Leotiomycetes, Thelebolales, Thelebolaceae. Gene Ontology annotation, molecular function: hydrolase activity, acting on ester bonds. The record is from RefSeq and is a predicted model, not a curated record. Bases 597 to 1958 code for a protein of 453 amino acids. Gene Ontology annotation, biological process: phospholipid catabolic process. The transcript has 2 exons.
UGAGGGUUAGUUUUGUUGAUGGCGCCUUCCUCUUCGUGCAGAAACAUCACAGGGGGUUUGGCAAGGUGGACGAUCGCCAAGGAGAGACAAGCACCAAGACAAGACGGGAAACCCAAGAUUGGACACAAUGCCCAGGACGUCCAGAGCUCGGCGAGGCUUGUUUUGCUAUUUCGUGCCAGUAAAAACACUCUUCGUUCUCACCGAGAGAACACUUUUCUCACGCUCCAUUAAACAACUCGCAGCGUCUGACAAUAACCAAUCCUCGCUUCGGGAUUGGACAUGUGCCUGAAUGACUGCCCCGUUCCUCCGUUCCUAUCAACCAACGGCCCGCGCUAAGCCUAGACCUUGCAGACUCUAGCGUGACAGGGGUCAAAGUGGGGAGGCGGAUCGGGGAACUGUCUAGCACAAUUCAACCUUGGUGAUUAUUCUAUCACGCCCUUCACGCCCUUCUCCAAAUUCCCCAAUGGGUACUGCUACUCCUCUCCUCAUAUAAAGAUCGGCGCCCUGCAUCCUCUGUGUCGCCUGUCCCUCUUCCUUCACUCCUCACAGCCCUUCCCCGAACCUAAAUCGAAGACCCCCCUCACGUCCAUUGAACCAUGUUCUUCGGUGCUGUCCUCGCCCUCGCCGGCGCCAAUGUGGCUCUGGCUGCUUCGGCCAGUCGCCCUGCUGUGUCGACCAUCGAGCCAGCGGCUACUGCUAUCUCUGCUCUCGCCGCCUCCGCAACGCCCGUUGUCCUCACCUCUGACGUGAAGGGUAAGGGGUUCGACCGUAUCGUCCAGAUCUGGCUCGAGAACACUGACUAUGCCCUCGCUGCCAACGACCCAAGCAUGAAGGAGCUUGCCAAGCAGGCCAUCACGCUGACCAACUACAACGCCGUGACCCACCCCUCCGAGCCCAACUACGCCGCUGUCAUCGGCGGCGACUAUUUCGGAAUGGAUGGAGACGCCUUCCUCACGUUCCCAUCGAAUGUGUCCACCGUCAUCGACCUCCUCGACACCAAGGGCAUCUCCUUCGGCACCUACCAGGAGCACCUCCCCUACACCGGCUUCCUCGGCUUCAACUACUCCAACCAAGCCACCUUCGCCAACGACUACGUCCGCAAGCACAACCCCCUCGCGCUCUACGAGUCCAUCACCUCCAACUCCACCCGCCUCGGCACGAUCAAGAGCUUCGUAGACUUCGAGACCGAGCUCAAGAACAAGAAGCUCCCGCAAUGGUCCUUCAUCACCCCUAACAUGACCAACGACGGCCACGACAGCACUAUCACCUACGCCUCCACCUGGUCCAAGAAGUUCCUCACCCCCCUCCUUGCCAACGACUACUUCAUGAACAACACCCUCAUCAUCCUCUCCUUCGACGAAGUCGAAACCUACCCCACCCGUAACAAGGUCUUCACCCUCCUCCUCGGCGGCGCCGUCCCCGAAUCCCUCCACGGCACGACAGACAACACCUUUUAUAACCACUUCUCCACCAUCUCCAGCGUGUCUGCUAACUGGGACCUCCCCUCCCUCGGCCGCUGGGACUGCGGCGCCAACGUCCUGCAGACCGUCGCCAACGUCACCGGUUACCAGAAUGUCGUCGUGGACACCGAGGGCCUGUACUUUAACUCCUCGUACCCCGGCCCUAUGUCGGAUGAUCUCUUCGACCCGACCUGGCCCGUCCCUAACACCGAUGCUAAGUGCGCCAACGGUCUUGGUGUUUUGGCCUCUGUGACGAAGACCUGGGGGGGUAAGAAGUCGACUUAUAACUACACCGCGGUGUACAACUAUGAUGCUGUUAGCGGGAACAAUGUCAAUGGCAAGGCGGUGCCUUCGGGAGGGUCGGUUUCGGUUAACGGUACGGCGAAGAGCACGGGCACGGCGGGAGCACCGAAAGCUACGUCGACUGGUGGUGCGGCUGUGAAUGCCGCCACGAUGGUGCCUGUUUUGGCUGGGUUGGUGGUGGCGGCGAUGUUGUAGGAGAUCUAGUAGGAUAUAAUGACUCAGAUAUAGUAAUCUAGACGUGGUAACUCUGACACAGUGAUUAAGAUGGUGUAGCUUGAACGCAGUGACUGAGAUGGUGUAGCUUGAACGCAGUGACUUGAGAUGGUGUAGCU